This is a messenger RNA of Aphanomyces astaci, 521 nucleotides long. RefSeq lists its product as hypothetical. The transcript has a single exon. The record is from RefSeq and is a predicted model, not a curated record. Lineage: Eukaryota; Oomycota; Saprolegniomycetes; Saprolegniales; Verrucalvaceae. The coding region runs from base 46 to 294 and encodes 82 amino acids.
UAGCAUAAGUGACCGUUUCCAUUUUUCGAAACAAAUCUCAACGGGAUGGCGUGGACAAAGGCCGUGGUGAUGGUGAUGGCGGCGAUGUUCUUGGCGGCAACGACGGUCGUGGCAGCAGGCUUUACGUACGGCGAAGAAUGUCUCCUGCGACAGAAACAAGGUGACUCCAUCGAAAGCCUCGCACGACAACUUCAAGGACACAGUCCCUUUGAAAUCAAGCGAAAAUGCAUUGAAUUGGGACUGCAGUGCGGCGCCGCCGCAAGAAGGGAACUCAACAGCCGUCGAGAUUUGUAAUCGUUAACAUUUCGUGGAUAGUAUUCUACUUUGCGGGGUGGAUGCCGUUGGCUUGGAGCAACGAAUACAGCUUCUACAAACGUUCAACAACAGAAUGGUGAAUGUACCGCCGAUAUGUUGCAAGUCACAUCGCACCUCCGCGGUCAGGGGUAGUCGUGUGUCCAACGCCGAGUAGAUCAACGAAUCUGCGAGAUAGCACGUGACAUAAACGCCGAUUUUGAAUGUAG